Serinus canaria (Common canary) is the source of this 279-nucleotide messenger RNA. RefSeq names its product protein FAM240B-like. The transcript is spliced from 2 exons. NCBI's taxonomy places the organism in Eukaryota, Metazoa, Chordata, Aves, Passeriformes, Fringillidae. The record is from RefSeq and is a predicted model, not a curated record. Bases 1 to 279 code for a protein of 92 amino acids.
AUGAGCAAGCAUACGAACUUUAGACGCCACAGGAUGGGUGGUCAUGAUGCGGAAGAGCUGAAGAACUUCUGGGAAAAGGUCAUCCAAGAGCAAACUAAGCAACAAGAAGCUGAAGAGUCUAGGCUAAGCAAAAGUGCCCUGAACAAGCUUCGCCAGGAAUGGACUCUCCGGCUGGAAGGUCGAGUAAGGCAGGUCCAGGCGCACAUGAAAACACGGCAGGAACAAAUGACACCACUGUCUAUCGAGGCUCUUCCCUCACCAGAUAAAACUGUUGCUUAA